AUAGGGUGCAAGAAUUAAGAAAAAUCUGAUUUCAUGGUGCUUCGAAAAAACUUUCCCUAUACUGUUAGAGUCACGAGCGUAUGAAUUGUAUUCUCUUUAUAUAGUUUUAGACAAUCCUUAUCUCAUGAGUUAGUCUUUAUGAUCCAGUUAGGUCCAACAGUCUACUUUUCUUAACACGGCGUUAAGUAACGCUCCAAAUGUCUGAGCGAUCGUGUAGGAAAGUUUUAGAAUUCCACAUUGCUUAGCGUCAUAAUACGAUUUUGAACAAUUCUCGCCUCAUAGCUACCUUUUGUGGUUGAAUAGAUCCAUUGAAAUUAAAUUCUUCCUUAUAAGAAAAGUAAAAGGAGUUGAAUUCUUCCAACCACCAGUCCUUCUCUCAGUGACAGUACGAAUCCAAAAUCACUAAUCAUGAACACUCUAGUUGAGUUUCUUGCACUUCUAGUCUUGUUUUCUCCAGCUUGUUUAGCUAAACAAGCCAACUUCACUGAUUAUGCUGCUUUACUAGCGUUCAAGUCUAGCCUUUUAUUGGAACCUCACAACAUUGUGUCCAAAACAUGGAGCUCAAAAACACACUUCUGCAGCUGGUACGGAGUUUCAUGCUUGAACCAGAGAGUUGUAGCUUUGCAACUUCCUAAUUUGGCCAUUCAAGGCGAAAUUGUUUCAGACAUUGGCAACUUGACUCAACUUGCUGUUCUUGAUCUGAGUAGCAAUGACUUGAACGGCAAUUUGCCAAGUGAAUUGGGCUUCUUGCAACAACUGAGACUUUUGAAUCUGACCGGGAAUUCUCUUCAAGGAACCAUUCCUCCAAACAUAAGCCGUUGUCACUUACUGCAAGAACUUCAUUUAUCAGAUAAUAUGAUCAAAGGAAGCAUACCCCAGGAACUUGGCCUUUUAAACCAACUCAGGUUUUUGCGUCUCAACAACAAUAACCUCACAGGCAAGAUUCCAUCUUUAUUAGGAAACUUAUCAAAGCUGGAAUACUUUUAUCUACAUGAAAAUGAUGAUUUAAAGGGUGAAAUACCAUCUGAACUAGGUGAUCUUUCCAAUUUGAAGCUCCUUUCCUUUCGUGGCAAUAGAUUCACUGGUUCAAUACCUGCUUCAAUUUUCAACAUUUCAAGAUUGCAAAUUGUAGAUUUGUCCAUAAAUGCCUUCUCAGGAGAACUUAUAAGUGAUUUGGGUAAAUAUCUUCCUAUCCUUGAGCGUCUUUUUCUGGACAGCAAUAGGAUAACUGGGAAAAUCCCUGUUUCUCUAUCUAAUGCAUCAAAGCUUACUGAUCUCUGGUUAACUGAAAAUGAUUUGGAAGGAAAUAUUCCAAGUGAGUUUGGUAAGUUGCAUGAACUGGUCUGGUUUGAAUUUGAAUAUAAUCGAAUUUCUGGUGCCAUUCCGUCCAGCUUGUUCAAUAUUUCGUCGCUUGAAAUCCUCAAAGCCAGGCAUAACUACUUGAAUGGACAUGUUCCUCAUGAUCUUGGUACCUGGAUACCUAAUUUGCAGGAGAUUUUCCUUUCACACAACCAAUUUAGUGGAGAUUUACCAUCUGCAAUUUGCAAUGCUUCAAAGCUUGUGUAUCUUGAAGUUGCUAACAAUAGUUUUAGUGGACAAAUUCCCAUGAUGUUAGGUAACCUGGUGCACCUUAAGAAUCUUAAUCUGCAAAACAAUUUAUUGGUAAACAAGCCUGGAGCCACAUAUCUUGACUUCCUGAAUUCAAUGGUAACUUGCUGGAAUCUCGAGUACCUAAUUCUUGAAUCUAAUCCUUUGAAUGGAAUGUUUCCGGAAUCAAUAGGAAAUUUAUCAAGCAAAAUGAAGGUCCUUCCUGCAGCGAAUUGUGGGAUUAGAGGCAGUAUUCCAAUAAGCCUUGGAAACUUAAGUAGCUUGAUUUACCUGGGAUUGGAAAAUAAUAACAUUGUCGGUAAUGUGGUUCCCUUCUUUAUUGGCUUGCAAAAUCUGGAAAGGCUGUAUCUUACUGGAAAUAAAUUAGAAGGGCCUUUUCCAGCUGAACUGUGCAGCAUACAAAGAUUAGGUGUUUUGCACUUGGGAGAAAACAGACUAUCAGGAUCAAUACCUUCAUGUAUUGGUAAUCUGACUGAAUUAAGGGAAAUGUCAAUUGCUGCCAACAAUUUCAACUCCAACUUACCUUCAAGUUUUUGGAGAUUAAUAAAACUUGACGGUCUGAACUUGUCCAAAAACCUGCUGCAUGGUUUCUUACCUUCUGAUGUGGGAAAUCUGAAAGCAGUGAACAUCAUGGACCUCUCUUUUAAUAAGUUUUUUGGUGAAAUACCCAAUUCCAUAGGGUCACUUCAAAAUCUAGUUUCACUAGAUAUGUCAAGAAAUGCAUUUCAAGGUCCCAUGCCAAAUACAUUUAGCAAUCUAAUUGUUCUUGAGUAUUUGGAUUUGUCUAGUAAUGCUCUAUCUGGUAUGAUUCCCAAACCUCUCGAGCUAUUGCGAGAUCUCAAGUAUCUCAAUGUUUCUUUCAACAACUUGCAAGGAGAAGUUCCAAAGAAAGGGGUAUUUGCAAAUAUCAGUUGCCAGUUUUUCAUGGGAAAUCCAAGACUUUGUGGAGCACCUGACUUACAUAUUCCUUUGUGUCCAGCUCGAAGCAGCACGACAACAAGGAAAAAGUCUCUUAUCCUUGGAACAACAGUAUCUGCUGCUGCAGUAUUUCUGAUAUUGGUCGCUUUGUUUUUCACAUGGAUGAUUUGGUCAAGGAAAAAGCAUGUGAAGAGCAAAAAUGGAACUGAUUCCUCAUUCAGAAUGGGUCAUCAGAGGAUCAGUUAUUAUGAGCUUCUCCAAGCUACUGAAAACUUCAGUCAGUCCAACCUAGUGGGAAGUGGAAGUUCUGGUACAGUAUACAAGGGUAAGUUGUCUGGUGAUAAUGUCUUUGCAAUCAAAGUUUUUGAUAUGCAAUGGCAAGGGGCUUUAAAAAAUUUUGAUUCAGAAUGUGAAAUUUUGAGCAAUGUAAGACACAGGAACUUGGUCCAGAUUGUAUCAACUUGCUCAAAUAUGGAUUUCGUGGCGAUGGUACUGGAGUAUAUGCCUAAUGGAAGCUUAGAUAAAAUGUUAUACUCCGAUAGAAAUUGUUUGAGCCUUGUUGAAAGACUCAAUAUAAUGAUCGACGUAGCACUGGCCGUAGAGUAUCUUCAUCAUGAUUAUACAGUGUCGAUUGUGCACUGCGAUCUAAAGCCGGCUAACGUGCUUCUUGAUCAGGAUUUGACUGCCCAUGUGGCAGAUUUUGGGAUUGCAAAAAUGUUGGCACAAGAAGGAAACAAUGCUCAAACGAAGACCCUGGGAACUAUUGGUUAUAUUGCUCCAGAAUAUGGUUUAGAUGGGCAAAUAUCCACAAGCAGUGAUGUUUAUAGCUUUGGGAUUUUGUUGCUUGAGACAUUCACAAGAAAGAAGCCUACUGAUGACAUGUUUGGAGGAGACUUAAGCUUGCAUAAAUGGGUAUCUCUCUCAUUUCCUGAUGCUGUUAUUGACAUUCUAGAUGCAGACCUUGUUAGUGACAUUGCCUUUACAAGUGAUGAAAACCAAAGCCGAAUCAAACAGUUGUUGGUUUCGAUCAUAAAUGUUGCAUUCCUAUGUUUGAAAGAGUUACCAGAGGAAAGGAUAAACAUGAGAGAGGUUGUGGUGCAGCUGAAGAAAAUAAGAGCUGAAUUAACCAAGAUUUUUAGCAAUUCUCAUACAAAACCUUAGAAAAGGGAUUGAUGCAGCAACAAGCAGAAUCAGUUUCUCGAUAUCCUACAUACUAAUUAUGUGGAUAUUCUCCGACGUUGUCUAUCUUUUUUAAGAGCUAUUAUGGACCUUCCACAUUUGUAAACCUAUCAGUUCUUUAGUGAAUAGUCUUUGCAGUAUUCGUCAA
Nicotiana tabacum (common tobacco) is the source of this 3853-nucleotide messenger RNA. RefSeq lists its product as uncharacterized. Gene Ontology annotation, molecular function: protein kinase activity; protein binding; ATP binding. NCBI's taxonomy places the organism in Eukaryota, Viridiplantae, Streptophyta, Magnoliopsida, Solanales, Solanaceae. The record is from RefSeq and is a predicted model, not a curated record. Gene Ontology annotation, biological process: protein phosphorylation.